Boleophthalmus pectinirostris (great blue-spotted mudskipper) is the source of this 8480-nucleotide messenger RNA. It is a transcript of the gene vav2, whose product is annotated as vav 2 guanine nucleotide exchange factor. Gene Ontology annotation, molecular function: protein binding; guanyl-nucleotide exchange factor activity. The record is from RefSeq and is a predicted model, not a curated record. The transcript is spliced from 28 exons. Lineage: Eukaryota; Metazoa; Chordata; Actinopteri; Gobiiformes; Gobiidae. Gene Ontology annotation, cellular component: cytoplasm. Gene Ontology annotation, biological process: regulation of GTPase activity; cell migration; intracellular signal transduction. The coding region runs from base 30 to 2567 and encodes 845 amino acids.
GAUUAGUUUUGGGAUAUCAAGACGCAGAAAUGGAAGAGUGGAGGCAAUGCGGUCGCUGGCUCAUUGAUUGCAAGGUGCUGCCGCCGAACCACCGCGUCGUGUGGCCCUCGGCGGCGGUGUUUGACCUGGCCCAAGCCCUGAGGGACGGGGUUCUGCUGUGCCAAAUGUUGCACAACCUCUCGCCCGGUUCCGUGGAUCUAAAGGAGAUAAACUUCAGACCGCAGAUGUCCCAGUUCCUGUGUCUGAAGAACAUCCGCACAUUUCUCAAGGUCUGCCACGACAAGUUCGGCCUGCGCAACAGCGAACUCUUCGACCCCUUCGACCUUUUCGACGUCCGGGACUUCGGCAAGGUCAUCUCUGCUCUAUCACGGAUCUCCCACCACAGCAUCGCACAAAUCAAAGGAAUCAGACCGUUCCCGUCAGAAGACACAGCGGUGAAUGAAGAUGACGUGUACCGCAGUCUGGAGGAGCUGGCAGAUGAACAUGACCUGGGUGAGGAUGACAUCUACGACUGCGUGCCAUGCGAAGACGACGGAGAUGACAUCUACGAGGACAUCAUCAAGGUGGAAGUACGACAACCCAUGAAAAUGGGCAUGACGGAGGAGGACAAGAGGAACUGCUGUAUGGUGGAGAUCCAGGAGACGGAAGCCAAAUACUACAAGACCUUAGAGGACAUCGAGAAGAACUACAUGAUCCCUCUGAAGCAGGUGUUGACGCCGCAGGAAAUGGACGCCAUCUUCGUGAACCUGGAGGAUGUGAUCAAAGCGCACUAUGACCUCCUCAGGGCCAUUGACUUCACCAUGGUGGGCGGAGGCAGCGGACUGGGCAAGAUCUUCCUGGACUUCAAGGAGAGGUUGCUGAUCUACGGUCAGUACUGCAGUCACAUGGAGAACGCCCAGAAGACCCUGGAUGAGCUCAUCGCCACCAGAGAAGAUGUCCGCAUCAAAGUUGAGGAGUGUACGAUGAAGGUGCAGGAGGGCAAGUUCAAGCUGCAGGACCUGCUGGUGGUGCCCAUGCAGAGGGUGCUCAAGUACCACCUACUACUGAAGGAACUUCUGAGUCACUCCACGGAUCGGCCGGAGAGACAGCAGCUGAAGGAAGCACUGGAGGCCAUGCAGGACCUGGCUAUGUACAUCAACGAAGUCAAGCGAGACAAUGAGACGCUCAAGAAGAUUAGUGAGUUCCAGAGCUCCAUAGAAAACCUGCAGGUGAAACUGGAGGAGUACGGUCGCCCAAAGAUCGACGGAGAGCUCAAAGUCUGUUCCAUCGUCAACCGGACCAAGCAAGACCGGUAUAUUUUCCUGUUCGACAAAGUGGUGAUCGUGUGCAAACGGAAAGGCUACAGCUACGAACUCAAAGAAAUCAUCGAGCUGCAGUCGUACAAAAUGUCCGACGAUCCAAUGAACAAUCGCGACAUGAAGAAGUCGAGUGGAAAAAUGUGGUCCUACGGAUUCUACCUGAUCCACCUGCAGGGCAAACAGGGCUUUCAGUUCUUCUGCAAAACCGAGGAGACCAAGAGGAAGUGGAUGGAGCAGUUUGAGAUGGCCAUGUCAAAUAUCAAACCGGAGAGAGCCACAGCCAACCAGCACAAUUUCCAGAUGCACACGUUUGAUAAGAACACCAACUGCCGAGCCUGCAAGAUGCUGCUCAGGGGUAUUUUCUACCAGGGCUACUACUGCUCUCGCUGUGGGACUGGAGCACACAAAGAGUGUCUGGAGAUCAUCACCAUCUGUAAAAUCAAUCCUCAUGAUUUGGAGCCUGGGAUGGCAUCAGGUCCAAAGAUGGUGGCAGUGAGGAACUACCACGGCACCCCGGCUCCUCCAGGCAAAGUCCACCUGAGCUUCCAGACCGGGGACUACAUCGAGCUGCUCAAGGGAGACCCAGACACGUCCUGGUGGGAGGGGAGGCUGAUGCAAACACAAAAGAGUGGAUUCUUCCCCAGCUCGUGUGUAAAGCCCUGCUUGGACCCAAAGCCGUUCCAGACCCUAUGUCGACCAUCGCCCAGAGAGGGAGACUACUAUGGCUAUCCCUGGUUUGCUGGGAACAUGGAGAGACAGCAGGCCGACAAUCUCCUCAAGUCCCACUGCAGCGGCACCUACCUGAUCCGCGAGAGGACGGCCGAGGCGGAGAGAUACGCCAUCAGCAUCAAGUUCAAUGAUGAAGUUAAACACAUUAAGGUGAUCGAAAAGGACAGCUGGAUCCACAUCACAGAGGCCAAGAAGUUUGAGAGCUUAUUGGAACUUGUGGAGUACUACCAGACCCACUCGCUAAAGGAGAGCUUCAAACUGCUGGACACGACGCUGAGGUACCCGUACAAGUCGAGAGAGAGGUCACUCACCAGAGGCAGCACCAGGUCACCAGUGUUUACUCCCAGGGUGGUGAGCACGGCGGUUGCCAGGUAUAACUUCGCCGCUCGGGACAUGAGGGAGCUGUCACUGAGAGAAGGAGACGUGGUGAAGAUCUACAGCAAGAUCGGAGGAGACCAGGGCUGGUGGAAGGGGGAGGCCAACGGACGGAUCGGCUGGUUCCCCUCGACUUACGUGGACGAAGAGGGCGGCGCUCAGUAACCAACUCCACUUCAGGAACUCUAUCUACUGUUCUACUCAGAGGAAAUCACUCCACUCCAGGAAUACCCGAUGGAAAAACUAAUGGAAAACCCAAUGGAAAACCCCAAUUGACUUUCGAUGUUGCUUUUGCUGGAUACUGUUUUUCAGUGACUGUCCCUCUCUCUUUCUUCUUAUGCAUCUGCGUCGCUCUCGUUUUUGUUCAAGAUCUCCUGUCUCGACUCUUUCGGGAGAAGUGUGGCUAAUUUCGCCGCACAAAAUUUGGAUAGCUUUACUUUGAAAAGGCUCCGUUUCGUUGCUAUGGUGAAAUAAUUGUACAGUAUAGAUAAUUUAUUGAAUAGAGUUUAUUAUCAUGAUUAUUGUGAGGAUUUUAGCCGCGGUCCAAAACGUGUUCCGAAAACAAAAAAACCUGCUUUUCUGAUUUGUUGUCGAGAGAUUUUUUGCCUUAGUUGUCAUGGUGAUGCCUUGUGGGGGCGGACACCGGGCGUUCUUGUUGGACUCCUGUAUGCAUGUGCCCACACACACACUCACACACUGACCAAUGGACAGUACGGUGCCUUCGAGAAAUGGUCGUCUCUCCAAACCUCAACAUCAGCAGUGAACAAGAGCAUCCUACAAAUACUGGAGAUAAACAGUUCAAUGGACCAAGGGACUCUGAGGAUUUUAAGAGGCACUAUGUAACUUUUCUGGAGGGGGUCCACCACCUGCUUGCUUCCAUGGAGAUCUCCUUGUUUUAUGUGGAAUGCUUGGAAGGAAUAUUUGUUAUUAAAUUAUGAAUACAUUUUUUGCUGUCAGCUGACUCGCCUUCCGACAGAUCAGACCAGUUACUUGGCUUCACUUGUGUAAUUCUAUUCUAUGGAACGGUGAAGUGAUAAGAAGGUCAUUUAAUCAAACAGGUGGUGGACCCUCUAAGUUCAAGAGUGCGAGAGUAAGGAGAGCCUCCUUAUGGGGAGAUCUGGACUUCAGUAGAUUUAGGUUCAUGAUAAGGAGCCCCCCCAUAGCUGCUGGAUUGGUCUACUGAGAAAGGAUGGAGAAAACUGGAGAACCUGACCACCCAGACACAUGUAGAAUAUGCAAAUAUAACAAAUAAUGAAUUCAUUUGAGCUGGGGUUUGGACUUUACUCGUGUAAAACUCGUGCCAGUUUUAUUCUCUCUACUACCAUGGAUUUCAAUGUACCGUAUUUUCCGCACUAUAGGGCGCUCUGGAUUAUAAAGUGCACUGUCUUUGAAUGGUCUAUUUUCAAAUUUUUUUACAUAUAAACCUCACCGGACUAUAAGGCACAUUAAACGAAACACAACAGUUAGAUAAGCCAGUCAAACUUUAACGCGUUCACAAUAACUCUCAACUUUGUUCAAUUGUAAUGUGUAAAAAAAAUACUGUCUGUCGCUAAAUUGUUAGAGUAUUCACAAUAAGUCAUAAUAGUUCAAUCAGUUGGGCGAUUACGGCGUCCAGCACGCCCACAUCCCUCUCGUCAUUAUCCGAGUCAGUGUGGUUACUGUUCCCUGACAGUUCAGUGAUGAUUCUGGUCUUGGUGAAAGCUCGGACCACAGUUGAUACUGAUCCUUAGCCCAGGUGUCCACGAUCCAUUGGCAGAUUGUGGCGUAAGUCGCUCGGCGCUGUCUCCCUGUCUUGGUGAAUGUGUGUUCUCCUUCUCUCAUCCACAGCUCCCACGCAGCUCGCACUUUCACUUUAUAAUAUCCUUGAGUUUAAAGUGGGCGUUGUAACCGUGUCUCUUGACAGGUGCAUUUUGAUAUUAAAAGGAAUCUUUUAAGGAGUAUGUAUUAUUCCGCGAUGCUCCUGACUACGGGAGCCGUAAUGCUGCAAGUGGUGCGGCUUUGUAGUUUACUAAAGUCGUUCUAAGACACCCAAUAAAUUCAUAUAUAAGGAGCUCUGGAUUAUAAAACACACAGUCCUUUUUUGAUUAAAUUAAAGGCUUUUAAGCGUGCCCUAUAGUGCGGAAAAUACGGUAUCUACUUAAUCACACAUAGCACCUGUAAGACUCAAAAGAAGACAAACAAAAGGGUGGUCAGGUCUCUUUGCUACAACACUGCCAAUGGCACAUACUUGACACGAGGAUCAUGAGUUCAGGAUUCGAGCUACAGCGUCUGUAUUGAUCUAUGGAUUAUUCAGGAUGUUACCAACUCCUUGUGCCAUGAUCAACGACUAUAGCAUGACAAACUACAUUCUGUCAACUUACUCUCAGGGUUUUUCCAUCAAAUCCAACUGCUGAGCUAGAUAGAUCUUGGUCUGGAAUAGCUAGCUGGAGCAUUAGCUAAAUUCUCGGAUUUAUGCUCGCAAAUUCAACAACCAAAGUCAAUUUUCAAAUCUCCAAACCUUCAGAAGUCCCUUGGUCCAUGUUUUGUGUGUUCAGUGCUACUCCACAACAUUACGUCCACAUCCAUAGAACUUCGGUGAAGAAAACGCAUUUGUGCCAACCGUAUGGACUGAGCAAGCUGUUGGCCAAAAAACUCCAAAAAACUCCAAAAAAAAAAAAAAAAAAAAAAAAAGAACUACUGGACUUUUUAAUUUUUUACAAUAAUUCCCACAGCUCACAGGAAAACAUCGACGAAACCAUCAACGCUUCACGCAAGACUCCACCACACUUUCUACUCUUACUGUUCAAUGUUUAGUUUUUGCACAGAAAAUUCAUUUUUUGUAUUUUUUUUUUGUUAAAUGAAGCCAAAUUGCCAUGUCGUCUCGUCUGCAUGGAUUCCUCUCUGAUGAUUUUCUAUGAUUUUUGUACUUUUGCCUUAUUUUGUGACAGGUGACGGGUCUUUAUUUUGUUGCGUAUUUUGUUUUUCAUGUUUUUUUGUUUUGUUUUGUUUUAGUUUUUUUUGGUGCUGAAAAGACUGGCGAAAUUACAGGCAGUCAGAAAAUAAGAAGGAGCUGUUUAUUCAGAAUUCUCAAACUGUCACGGGGCAUUGUGUUUUAAAUAAGUGUUGCCAAAAAGUACUGCAAACUAAUGAAAUGUGAUUUGGUUCGAAUCAAAGUGUUGAAACAGACUGUAAAAGCGUUUGUUCCGAUCCAGAAACGUUUUUUUGCGUUGCCACGUUCCACCAAAAAUUAGUCGACCAGAAAAAAUAAGUAUGUCAUUAACAUACUAAAAGAAAAAGUUCCAUGCAUUUUCCCCAGUAGCAAUAUAAAGACACACUGAGUAACUUUUUUUUAACUGGACGUGAUUGGUUUACCUGAAAUAUUCCACAGAGUGCUUUUAGCUAUAAAACACAUGCGUUGUUAUUGUGUGCCAUAUCGCCUCUCCAUAGAUCUGAUCUGUAACUUCGCCUUGGUUAACUAAAGAUGUUUUUUUGGCACGUCAGGUUUUAUUUCAGAUGCCCUUCCAGUCACAAUGUAAUUUGUUGUUUUUAAUUUAUUGUGCUUUGUGUAACUUUUCUAGUGGAGAGUCUGUUAAAAUUGAAUUUCUCUCCAGUGACUAGGUCAGGAAUCAGAAUACACUAGACGGUUUGCAAAAAAACUCGGAAGUGCGAAUUGGGCACCAGCCAAUCAGCGAAGAGUCAUACAUUCUGUGUUGGCAACGGUUCCCGAGAUCGAGGAUUUAAAGCCCAAACAAAGAGAAUGUUUGGUGAAUUUUAUUAUGGGGAAAGACGUUAUUGUCCUUCUUCCUACGGGAUUUGAGAAAUGCUUAAUAUACCAGUUAGUCCCGUUAGUGGUGCAUUACAUUUGUCACGACCAAAAAACAGCAACAGCGAACGAGUCUUAAUACUGUGAGGUCAGACGGUUUCUACGAAGUGAAACUGUCUGAUGAAUCAGGCUACUGGCAAAUGCUUUUCUCCAUGGAAUGUUUCACGCUAUGGCAUUAAACCUUUUUAUUUUCAUUGAGACCAAACUAGACUACAGUACAGGUCAGAUUUGCGGAGAGGCGACGCCGCUCACAGUCAGACUGUUGUUUUGUCUAGGCAUUUGUGAGCUAUAAAACCACUUGUAAUUGAAUAAAUGUAAGGUAGAGCUGUUUAACGUAGCACUGUGGAACAUUCCAGGCAGAGCAAUGACGUAUCCGUAGCUACAAGCCGGUGAUGGGACCCCUAGCUGAAAAGUUACACAAUGCACCUUCAAGACAGAAAUGGUGUCGAAAGAACCUGGUUACUGUAGUCAAUUGGAAGGCCUGCUACAUUUGAGGCUAGUGGUUCUUGUAACUCAACAUUCCUAAAGGCAGCCACACACUACAGGAGAAUUUGCCCGAUUUUGGCUGCGAUUCCUUCUCCGUGAGUUUUUGAAACUGCCGCGCUCCUCAUUUGUGCUCCGUCACUGUGAGAUCGUAACCACCAAACAUCAGCAACGCUACGGUAACAGCCAAUAAAACAAGACUUUAUUCCUCACCUCUCGUAAAGUUGCAAAUUUUAAGUGCAGCAUUUCAUCCACGCUAUCCAUAGAAUUUGUCGUUCGCAAAUAAUGACCACAAAACAGCGCUGUGAAUCCAAUUUAAGGCGUUCUUUAAAAGUAAAAAGGCAAGAGUAGUUCCUCACGUGUGUGUUUACAUCCACACAGUGCACGGAUCGAGGUGAAGCUGGAGAUUAGUGAUCAAGACUCUACUUCCUGUGAACUGUGGAGUACUGCAGCACAUUUCACAAACAAUAAUAACACAGUUUAACUUGUAUCUAAACUAGAAGUGCAGAGGUCUGAUCUUUUGAACACUUAAGAGUCUCAAAGCGAGUUUUUUUUUUUUUACUGUCGACAGGAAACAGCUGACUCGAUCUCGCUCACAACUUUAUAUCCUGUGGUUUGCAGACAUAUUGCGCUGCAGUGUUUGCGAUCGGAGAUUUUAAAUCUCAUAAGAUGGUCCUCGUGUCUGUGGUGUGCGCUUUUUUCGUUUAAAAUUGUUAAAAACUGAAAAAUCCUGUAGUGUGAAGCAGCCUUAAGAUACGAUAAGAGUCACUGGGGAAAUUAUAAUUUACACUUAAACAAAAUAUAGCUGAUCUCAUAUUCCAGAUUCAUGACAUUUUUGGUGGAAAGUUGGCAAGGGCGUUGUAGGAUCGGACUUGGACUUUGUAGGAUUUCUAAUGUAAGCAAGUUGACAUUGUACUAAGACUUCAUAUAGGCUACUGUAAACUGCAUUUGUGAUCAGUUCUACACUUUGUAUUUUAGCAACACUGUCCAAACUAAGGGAGGACUGCUAACUACACACUUCUACCUGCUUUUGAUACCUUGCAGCUGAUGUCUUCAACAUUCCCUGCGGGGGUGUGGCUAACGGGAGGCACUGCUCUGUCUGAAGCUACUUAGACUUUAAUGUGGUGAGCUUUGUUUGAACACAGUCUGAGAAAAGAACUGACAAAAGGUGCACUGAUUUUGCACUGUUAAACAAGUCCCUCACACGGAACAAGCUAGUUAAAAAGUUUUUUUGUUAGUCACUCACCUUUUUGUUCAACAUCGUAACUCCUCAACUGAACCAUGACCGCUCGUAUUCAACAAAAGCUUCUGAAAAAAUUUGUUUUGAUCCAGUUUCCAAACUCUGGCAGUGUUUGCUAAUGCGCGCAAUGUGUCACCAUCGUCAAGGAUAAACAUUCCGCCAUAGACAUACGUGAAGUACCCCCCCAGCGUGAUGUCACUGCAAAGUAUCAAUGUAUUGCCAGUAAACUUGCCAGCACAAUUAUUGUUAAAAAAAAAAACCCAAAAAAAUCAACAACUAUGAUUUUGAAUUUAAAGUUCGCUGCCCCAAAACUACACAAGAUACUACUAAUGUACCACGGGACAUGAACACACACACUCCCUGUACUCUGAGGGGGAGGGGCUAGGUGCAGUCUGUGUAAUGGAAAACCACCCAUUGCAUGUGGAUUUUGUUUUCAUUUCAAUUCCUCAGUACAUCCUCCAAAAAUGCAUACUUAAUCGUGUACAUUUUUUAAAUGGUUGAAUAUUUCCAAAUGAGGUCUAUCAUGAAAUAAAUAUUCAUUUUGAUUUAACAA